UGGCGUUCAUGUUUUCCAGUUAAUCAUCUUAUAACGUUUCUGUGUGCUUUUGCUCAACAGUAGGUAGAAGGUGGCUGAUCGGCUACAAUUGCACCUAUAAUUUCAAGUUUUAACUCUUGUGUUUUUAUGUUUGUUUUUUGUUCAUUGCGUCUGCAACAGUUUACUCAAAUUGAAUUGACCCUUUUAAAAUGAACAAAAUAAAAGCUUCAUCUCAGUUAAAAAUGCUGAAAAUUGAAACUUUGGAAGACUGUUUAAGAAGCUGACGUGAAAGUUUCAAUUGAAAUUGCAAAUACUUAAAAUAAUAGUUAAAGUGGUCAAUUCAGCUGAAAGGCUCCGUUUUAGUUGUAAGUUGUACAGCCUAAAAAGAAACUGUGUGCUGCUCCAGUUAUAACAGCCAAUUAAAAAUGCUGCUGGGUCACAAUUUAAAGAAUGGUUUAAACAUAGAUGUGUAGACAUUUUCAUUUGUCACACUUUACAACCAAUCAAACACCAACAUAAGACGUCAGAGUCAUUUAUAUAUCAAAUGUCUCAUUUGAUUGCGUGAUAUUAGAGGAGAGAGGAACACAGUAUCUGCUGGUCAGAUGCUUAAAUUAUGUAAUUUAGUUGUAUACAUAUAAAGCACAUGCAUGUAUGUGCAUUCAUGGUCAUAUAUAUGUGUAUAAAUGUAUGCAUAUAUUUUGUUUUACAUUGUUUUUGUUUUUUUUGGAUAUUUCUGUACAUGUAGUUAGUGCCGGUGUAUUGUAUAUUGUAUAGCGGCUGUGGCGAUAGAAGAUGUAUAGAAAUGUAAAUAAUGAAUGAAGCAGCACUUAUAGCCACGAGCAGUUCCAUGCAAAUGCACUUUUAUUUCACCCGAGCAGGCAGACCUGGUUUCCCUUCCACAGUGGAACUAUGAGCUAAGUUUUGCAGCAGACCAGCCUGACGGACGGACGGACAGACAGACGGACAGGGGGCAGGUUGUGUGGGGGCUGCUAAAAGUAAAAACAACUGCAUCUGUGUAUACACCAUAACUACCUCAGACGUGUAUACAUUUCUACGCCAGACAGUGAGAGAUCCCUGCAAGUGGAAAAAGUGCGUCUGUUUAUUUUAAUAGUCACACUCAGUGUUUUGGCGAAUGCCUCCAAAACAUGGUGGGGAUUUAAUUCAGCGUGAGGGUUAUACAUUGAUUCGAGUUUCCACAAACUGCAGCUCCAAGCUCCUGCCAGCGCUGAACUAGGGGAAAGGCGAAUGGGCAAGCGUAGGAAAUUCUAACAAUGUUGCUCGUUGCCGUGUUUUUGCACAAAUCUCCCUUCCCGCCUUACCAGAGAGGAUUCUUCUGCAAUGACAACAGCAUCAAGCUCGCCUAUAAGAGCAGCACGGUGUCCACCACCGUGCUCACAGUCGUGGGCGUCACUGUGCCCGUGGUCUCAAUCAUCAUCGGGGAGAGCUACAGGAUCUACUUUCUGAACGAGGGUUCCAAGUCUUUUGUAGGGAACCCCUACAUCUCUGCUCUCUACAAGCAGGUGGGCGUGUUCAUCUUCGGCUGCGCCAUCAGCCAGUCCUUCACUGACAUCGCCAAAGUGUCAGUGGGCCGUAUGCGCCCUCACUUCCUCGAUGUGUGCAAACCCGACUUCUCCACCAUCAACUGCUCCCUGGGAUACAUCACUGACUAUCAGUGUCAGGGGCCGGAGAGCAAAGUUCAGGAGGCCAGGAAGUCCUUCUUCUCUGGACAUGCAUCAUUCUCCAUGUACACCAUGCUUUACCUGGUGUUUUACCUGCAGUCUCGUUUCACUUGGCACGGAGCUCGUCUGCUGCGCCCUUUGACCCAGUUCACCCUCAUCAUGAUGUCUUUCUACACCGGCCUGUCCCGGGUCUCUGAUCACAAGCACCACCCCACUGACGUCCUGGCGGGUUUUGUACAGGGAGCUCUUGUGGCCUACUGCAUAGUGUUCUACGUGUCUGAUCUGUUCAAGCCCAAAGGUAGACGUUCCACCUUAUUGCCGACCACAGUAAAGAAAGAUCUUGUUCCUCCAGCAGACAUCAGAGAGCGGAGCAACCAUCUCAUCAUGGCGUAGAGAAGACUGCAAAGUGACUGCCCUGACCUGUGCCAUUUAAAUUACUACUACAGCCACUGGCCUAUACUGGAUAGAAUAGACUCCAACAAUCUGGAUAAUGCAGAUAAAUAUGGAACCGUGAACACUCGGAGGAUAAGAGGAGAAGAAGCAGCGGAAAACAGCCCAACAAGUUUUGCUUCCUCAACGGAAAGUUUCAUGUUUUCCCUCAGUCUCACCAGACAUUUUAAUGUGGAAAAGAGAGAGGACCAGGGAUAUUUGUUCCUCUUCUGUUAUGAAGAUUAUUUGAGAUUCUCCUCUGUCGAGGCCUUUCCAUGGACAAAAGUCAGAAAUCAAAACAGAGCAGAGAAGUGGCAGCUGUAAACAAAGCCGUGUGUGGCUUUAUGGCUCCCCUCAGCUGCAUCCAGCAAUGGGAGCUAUACUAAUAUUCCUGCCACUCGCUCAGCGUGGUCAAAACAAAACACGACAAAAAAACAGAUUCCUUAAUUUCACAAAGGAUGUUGUUUUUGUUUUAUUACAAACAUAUUUUAUGUGUGAUUUAUAGCACUAUUUUAGCUCAACACAGUACUGUUUGUCACCACUUGAAUGACCUGAAGUGAAGCUUUUGGAAAGCUUUGUAAGACUUUUAGCUUUUGUUAUGUUCAUAAUGUAGUGUUUCUUAGAAGGUGCACAUAAGUUACAGUAGGUGGAAGGUACAGUGAGAGCAUACGUGUUGGAUGUGGGCCUCUUUCUGCUGGGUAGGACGAGCCCCCACUGAGCCAUUUAAUGAAAUGACUGUCUGUUAUAUGUACCAGACGGGUGCUCACAAGUGUGUGUGAGUGUGUAUGUGUGUCUCAUGUGUAUGCAUGUGUGUGUGUGUGUGUGUGGGUGAGGCCUUUCAGUGAGCGUGCCAGUGUGUCUUACUGUCAUGUCUAUAUAUUUUAGUGUUUAUAGCCUACAAGUGUGCCUCUCUUCAGCCAAUAGGCACCUGCUCCAACAGACACGUGUAACUCGAGACGGGAACACUGUGGAAAUAAAGCAUCAUAUACAGUACAUGUACUUUACUGUUACUAAUCAUAGUGAUGGUUCACAUCACUGAGAAAUCCUGUGAUAUACUGUAUGCUACACAGGCAUAUAUAUAUAUAUAUAUAUAAUUAUAUAUAUAUAUAAAGACAGGGACUUUCUUAGAGCAGUAGUUACUUCCAGUAACUUUUCACCAAAGCACAAUUUAGCAAAACAGAAAAGAAAAAAAUAAUUGUAACUGCUUAAUAUCUCAGAAAUCUUGUAAAGUAAUACAGUAGGCCUGGCAAUACGGUUCUGCAUUUUAAUAGAAAAAAUAAUAAUUAAAAAAAAAAAUAAUAAUGAUGCUAUGUUUGCAUGACGUUAAUGUAAUCAAGUUUUUAGCAAAAAAAAAAAAGAAAAAUACUUUUAAACCACUGACUGAAAGCAUCAUCCUAAUUCAGUUUUAAGUCACUGAGACAAACUUUGAUCUGACGCCUAUAGGAGAACUAGUUUUUAUAUUCAGCAUCGCAUGAUUCUGCGUGCUGCCAUAAAUUGUACAAUACUGUAUCAUGUUGUGUAUAUGCAGUAUAUCUCUCUGAAGAAACGCCCACUAUGACUUUGUGUCGAGACCUGUGUAAAUGUAAAACAUGCUGCUUUAAAGAGGCAAAGCUUGGCAAAUACAUGUCAUCCAGUAAAGUUGACAACGUGAAUAUUAAGUUUUAUAAAAAAAAAAAAAAAAAAACAAAGCUCUCAGUACAGACAGCUUGAGUACAUUUUUAUAAAAAAAAAAAAGCCUUUCAAUAUUUUUGUAAUGCCUUGUGUUUGUAUAAUGAAAAUGUAAGACGUAUGAAAGAUGAAAUGUCUUUAAUAAAACACAAAAGAUCAAAACGUUCA
Molecule: messenger RNA, 3923 nt
Organism: Larimichthys crocea (large yellow croaker)
Lineage: Eukaryota; Metazoa; Chordata; Actinopteri; Sciaenidae
Product: phospholipid phosphatase 3
Exons: 6
Coding region: 1251-2051 (266 amino acids)
Biological process (GO): cell-cell adhesion; signal transduction; phospholipid dephosphorylation
Cellular component (GO): plasma membrane
Molecular function (GO): phosphatidate phosphatase activity
Source: RefSeq, a predicted model, not a curated record